Dromiciops gliroides (monito del monte) is the source of this 2356-nucleotide messenger RNA. RefSeq names its product methylthioadenosine phosphorylase (gene MTAP). Gene Ontology annotation, cellular component: cytosol. The transcript is spliced from 8 exons. The record is from RefSeq and is a predicted model, not a curated record. Bases 129 to 980 code for a protein of 283 amino acids. Gene Ontology annotation, biological process: nucleoside metabolic process. Gene Ontology annotation, molecular function: S-methyl-5-thioadenosine phosphorylase activity. NCBI's taxonomy places the organism in Eukaryota, Metazoa, Chordata, Mammalia, Microbiotheria, Microbiotheriidae.
UCUCUUCGGCUGUCUGCGCCCUGCUCCUCCCUCAGCAGCUCUCGGUGUCAGAACCGGGCCUGCAGUCUGCACGUUGUUUGUAUGUUCCACGCCUGCCCUGCUCUCUCAGGCCCAGCACUCCUGCAAACAUGGCCUCUGCAGCUGCUGCCCCGCCUGUGAAGAUUGGUAUUAUUGGUGGAACUGGUCUAGAUGAUCCUGAAAUUUUAGAAGGAAGAACUGAAAAAUAUGUUGACACACCGUAUGGCAAGCCAUCAGAUGCCUUAAUUUUGGGGAAGAUAAAAAAUGUUGACUGUGUCCUGCUUGCAAGGCAUGGAAGGCAGCAUACCAUAAUGCCUUCAAAUAUCAACUUUCAAGCAAACAUUUGGGCAUUAAAGGAAGAGGGCUGCACUCACAUUAUAGUGACUACUGCAUGUGGCUCUUUAAGGGAAGAAAUUCAACCUGGAGACAUUGUUAUAAUUGACCAGUUUAUUGACAGGACAACCAAAAGACCUCAAACCUUCUAUGAUGGAAGCCAUGCCUGCUCUGGAGGAGUGUGUCACAUUCCAAUGGCUGAGCCAUUUUGCUCCAAAACCAGAGAGGUUCUCAUAGAGACUGCUAAGAAACUUGGACUCAAGUGCCACUCAAAGGGAACGAUGGUAACUGUGGAGGGACCCCGUUUUAGUUCUCGGGCAGAAAGUUUAAUGUUCCGUGUUUGGGGAGCAGAUCUUAUCAACAUGACCACAGUUCCAGAGGUGGUUCUUGCCAGAGAAGCUGGAAUUUGUUAUGCAACCAUUGCUAUGGCAACGGAUUACGACUGCUGGAAAGAGCAUGAGGAGGCGGUUUCAGUUGAUAACGUCAUGAAGACUCUGAAAGAAAAUUCAAAUAAAGCCACCAGUUUACUUCUUACUGCAAUACCACAGAUCGGGUCAAUGGAAUGGACAGAAACCCUGCACAGCAUGAAACAUGUGGUCCAGUUUUCCAUUAUUUUACCAAGACACUGAAAUGGUGUGGAUACUCAAGAGGAGCAGAAAGAGAUCCCCUCUCCAAUAAUUUCCAGGAUGUAUAAUUACCAGAAUCACAUGCUUUUUACCACUUGUGAAAUAGUUGUGGUGAUAAAAGACUGUAUUUACUCAAGUGUUUAUUUCUGCUAGAUCUUGGUAGCUUCAGAAGUAAGUGAACCUGUAGAUUUCUAAAGGUACUUAGAGACAGACUGUCAUCCCAGUAUCUCUGAUGUUUACAGGUUUAAAGAAAGAAAAUACAAUACUAAAAUAGAGUACUAAACUUCUCCCAACAUUAAAUGAUGGCAAUAUUUGUGUUUUUUAGAGGUAAUUUAUUGAGUCUCUUAGAAAAGUACUUGGCAUUCAUUUUUAUUGCUUCUCUUUCCAAGAAGAAUAUUUGCUUAGAAAUGAAGACAUAAUUCAAGAGAAUAUAUUUGCAUUUCACUGUUGUAGGCAUUUUAUUGAUAUUUUAUCUAUUUUUAAAAAUUGUUUCUUUUGUGGGUCUGUGAAUUCUUUUAUAUAUAGUUUAUUAAUUUGAACUUUUUGAUUUUCUAAUAAAAUAAUUUUCUUGCCUACCAUAUAAAGUUAAGCUUUUUUUUUUUAAAAAAAGAUGAUUGAUAUUGAACAGAAUUUCUGAGGAAGACCAUUUAGACUUGACAUUUAAUGUGUAUCAAAAGAUACAAAGAGUGUUCCAAGAAAGCUUUACCUUGAAAAUAGAAUGUUUGUUUGUUUUUUCUUCUCUGUGGUUUACAACAAAACGUUCUUUAAAAGUGUUGUAAGCCUUUGUCUGUUGUUUCAAAUGUUUGUGAUCACGUUUCAGUUCCAUACUAUGUUGUAUGUAGAAUAUAUACAGGCUUUCCUUUGAGAUAACCUGUUUCUCUAAAAAUAAAUCAUAUACACGCCUGCAAUCAACUUGUUCACAUUGUUAGAAAAAACAAGUUAUGGAUAACUGGUGGGUAGAAGAGAAGGUGACUUUAUGAGUGUCUGCCUAUUUAAUCUGAGAAAAUGGAGACUGAACAACCUGCAGAAAUCUUUCUGCAAAUCAAAACCAAUGGUGAAUUUGAUAAUUAGCCUGCUGAAAAAAUAGAAGAGGUGCAGGCCUUUAAAAGGUAUAGAAACACUGAUGAACUAUGUUGAACUAUGCCUUUUUCUUCAAAGUUAGAAGGCUGGAGCAAUGAUUGAAAAAGGAAACAAAAAUAUUAAAACACUCUGUAAAACCUACAGUGCCAGUGUUCCACUCCUAAACAGUCACCCCAGGGUCAUAUAAGGGAUAUCAGUGCAGAUAUUGAAAGAACUGGAGAAAUUCUGAAAAAAAAAUCAUCCCUAUCUUGGAAGAGGAUGUGCAGUAGCCACUGCAAGAAGCUUGCUUGUGGGGCAGC